Molecule: messenger RNA, 1294 nt
Organism: Amphiprion ocellaris (clown anemonefish)
Lineage: Eukaryota; Metazoa; Chordata; Actinopteri; Pomacentridae
Product: B- and T-lymphocyte attenuator-like
Exons: 5
Coding region: 131-757 (208 amino acids)
Biological process (GO): immune response-regulating cell surface receptor signaling pathway
Cellular component (GO): plasma membrane
Molecular function (GO): signaling receptor activity
Source: RefSeq, a predicted model, not a curated record
UCAGACACAGGAAGUGAAGUGAACCACACAUUGUAUACUGUGACAUGUAGCGCACACACACACAAAAAAAAAACACAUACACACACAGGUGUCUUACAGAUGUACAUAGCUGGUUCCUCCAGUGUCCACCAUGAAAGCUGACGGCUGCCGGACCUUCCUUCUUGUGUUGAUCUUAGCAGUUCUUGUCUUCACUUUGGAUGGUGGAGACUCUGAAGAUGAAGAAUGCACCACAGAAUUUAAAGUUCGCCGCAACACAGUUUACAAGGCUUUAGUUGGACAAGAACUCAGGAUUAACUGCACAAUUGUCUUCUGCAACAGUUCAACAACAGUCUCCUGGUAUAAAUUUGAGGGAACAUAUUUCCCUGUUGAUGUCAGCAGCAGCAGUCACAUUAAAACAGAGUGGAAGAUGUUAAAGGAGCUGGAAGGGAUAUCAUUUUUGGUCUUCCCAAAUAUUCUCAGAAGCGACUCAGGUAAUUAUCAGUGUCGCAGUGGAAGAGAUGUGAGUCAUAUCAUCAAUGUUACCGUCUAUGGUGAUGUUGAGCUCUCCACGGUUACACCGACAACUCAAGAUUCAGUUAACACAGCAGCUGUGGACAUUUUCUGGCCAUUUGUGUACCGCACUGUUGGGCUCAUGGUGCUUGUCAUCAUAGGGAUAUCUAUCUGGAUCAUACCAAAGCGAGCAUGUAAAGGAAAAUCUCAGAGCACAACAGAUCCGAGUCUCCAGCCUCAGCAUCACAUCUAUGAAAAUGAUCUGUAAUCUUUUGUCUGUGCUGCGAAAUCAUCCUGCUAAGCCCAAUUAAGGACAUUAGAGCAAUGAUUUUAGAGUUUAUUUAAGACAUUUUAACUGCUGUAUGUGUCAGAUGAGUAGCUAGACUUUGCUGUUAUUGUGCCUUGUAAUUCAAUGUAAUACGCAUAUAAAUGAUUGAUUGGGUUCUAUUGACUUUAAAAUGAUCAAAUCAGCUCAACAAAAUAAUUUUUUCAUCAGUGUUUCACCGUUGCCUGUGUGUCUGUUAGUGUUGACUCGAUUUUGUGCUUGUGUUUUCCUGUAAAUCAAACCGUUGCAACACAGAAGUGAAAUUUCUCACCUGGAAACCAUUGUUGGAAUCCUACUGUGUACGUGCAAAAUGUGUCACAAGUGAAUAAUUUAGUUUCCUACAAGUGAAAAUUGUCAUGCACACACACAUCUGGUGGAAAUCUCACUAUGAAAUGUGAUUGUCUUUAUUACUGUGUGUAUCUGUUUGCAUCUGUGUUGUUUAUGCUCUGUUGGUGCAGAUUAAAAGGAUUCUCUUCUCAA